UAUUGCAUUUUACAUCAUCAAACGCUGGGAUACGAAGACUGCCAACAUUUACCUUUUGAGGCUUUCUUGGAUCCAGAUUCACUUGGCCAGUCCACAUGUUUCGGAAUUUGAAGCACUGCCCCUUCUUAGAACUUGACGACGACGACGACGACGACGACCGGAAUUAUAGUGACGGUAGGAGCGAUUUUGGAAGUGCGUCAGGUAGUCGCGACUGGGGCAUCCUAAAUCGUUCUUGAGAAUGCAGAUUUUGACUUCAACUAAGUCGGCUUGUUCAGCCCUAGACUUUCAAAGAUGAUGUCAGUCCCUGUGGAAACUGGACUUGAUAGGGACGGUUCUCGAAUGGUUGAAUCAGAUACAAAUGGCCAUUCUUAAUUACUUCUGAACGAUUUGUCCACCGGGUUCCCCAAUUUCUGUCAGGCAAUGGCGUUAUCGGGGCUUGGGGAUGCAGCUAAUGUUGCACAGCUGACUGGCUUAGAUGCUGUCAGCCUCAUCCGCAUGAUAGCAAAGGCUGCCUCAACCGCGCGAAGCCACAAGAAAAAUUGCCAGAAAUUUGCACAGAAGCUGAAGUUGAUUGGUAACCUAUUGGAACAGAUCAGAAUAACAGAGCUCAAGAAGCAUCCUUCUACUAGAGAACCAUUGGAGCUUUUGGAGGAUGCACUGAGGAGGUCUUACAUUCUUGUACACAGUUGCCAUGACUGCAAUUAUCGGUAUCUGUUGGCCAUGGGAUGGAAAAUUAUUAAACAAUUCAGGACUGCACAAUCUGAGAUUACUGAAUACUUGAACCUUAUUCCACUCAUAACUCUUGUGGAUAUCCAGAGAAGUCGAGAACAAACAAAAAACAUCAUGCUAGAACAAUGUGUCAAUAAAUCGGAUGAAGUAGAUAAGAAGGUGGAAGAUGCUUUAUCUAAUUCAGGACUUUUACUUGCAACAACAGAUAGACUUGCCAUCGGUCAUGCAUUGCUUCGGAAAUUCAAGUUCAAGGAAUUGAGAAGUGCCACUAUGAAUUUCAGUGAUGUGAACAUUGUUGGAUGUGGAGGAUAUGGGAUGGUCUACAAGGGUUUGAUUGAUCAUAGUUCCUUGAAAGGAGAGAGUUGUGGAUCUUUAUUCCUCAAGAAAAGAGCAAAUAAUGUGUCUAAGAUGACUGUUGCUGUCAAGAGAUGUGUUGAUACCUUUAAACAUGGAUCACGGCAGUUUGAGGCUGAGUUGCACUAUCUUGGGCGCUUGUUACACCCUAAUGUUGUCAAACUGUUGGGCUAUUGCAAGGAGGAAAUGAUUCUUGUUUAUGAGUUCGUUCCUAAAGGGAGCUUAAAAAAUCACCUAUUUCAGAGAACACGUUUCCAACCACUUCCUUGGAAGCUGAGAGUAAAGAUAGCAGUUGGUGUCGCUCGAGGUCUCGCAUACUUACACACAACUCAUGUCAUUCAUAGGGAUAUAAAGGCUGCCAACAUCCUUCUUGACUCUGACUUCAAUCCAAAGCUAGCAGAUUUCGGGUUGGCUAUGUAUGGUCCGACUCAGAGGGAAUCCUAUCUCUCACAAGAUGUAUGUGGCACCUAUGGAUAUCUUGCUCCUGAAUAUCUUGCCGACGGAAAAAUGAACGAGAAGGUUGAUGUGUAUGGAUUUGGAAUCCUGUUGCUGGAAUUGCUCUCCGGUAAGCAGGCGUAUGAAAUCCUCACAAUCAAAAAGAGCUCCAAAGAUGAAUGUGAAACAAGUCAACAUUUCUCAACACAAGAAUGUGGAACAAGCAAAGAGAUCACGGAAGAUUUAAGCACAACUAAACAACAAUGGUCUGAAAGUGUACUCAAAACAGCUUCGCCCAACUAUGAAGAAAUUGUUGAUUCAUGUCUCUUAGAUUAUAAAACUCUGACUAGAUUGAUGGAGCCAGAACUCCGUGGACAAUACCCAUUAAAAGCAGCAGUUCUUGCAGUGCAGCUUGCCAAAAGCUGUGUUACCUGGGAUCCUACUAGCCGACCUGCCAUGCAACAAGUUAUAGAGACGCUUGAGCAGAUUCAAACUAUCGACAACCUUCCAGUCAAUUUGGGUUCUGAAAAAAUUUCUGAUCCUUGUCCUUCCUUUUACGAUGUUGAUUUUUCGGUUUCUAGCACCGUAGUAUAUGAGCCAGCUACUUUUGAUCCGGAUACAGAAUUAUCCUUCUCGGCAUUGAAAUGACAAUGUUUUGUGAAAACUGAGAUUUGGUGAUCUAAAAAACAUUUCGGCACAUAGGAGAUAAGAUCUUAAAUAUAUGUCUGUUCACCGUUGCUUCACUUGUAUUGUAUAAAUGUAGACUAAUAUAUUACAUACCUCGAAGCUAAGAUGCCAUGUACUGCAAUUUAUGCCACCAUUAAUUAUGGUAAUAACUGAAGUUUGCAGAAUAAAU
Zingiber officinale is the source of this 2374-nucleotide messenger RNA. RefSeq names its product probable serine/threonine-protein kinase PBL18. The transcript has 9 exons. Lineage: Eukaryota; Viridiplantae; Streptophyta; Magnoliopsida; Zingiberales; Zingiberaceae. The record is from RefSeq and is a predicted model, not a curated record. Bases 421 to 2166 code for a protein of 581 amino acids. Gene Ontology annotation, biological process: cell surface receptor signaling pathway; protein phosphorylation. Gene Ontology annotation, molecular function: protein kinase activity; ATP binding.